AUGGCAGAUGUUCGAUCGUUACUAAGAAGCGAGCUUGCCUCCCGCAAGGGCUCAUCAUCCCAGACAGGGAGAGCACCAAACCGCGUCACGAAGAAGCGAAAGGUAGACUCCGGCGAAGACCUGACGCGCAAAAAGUUGAGACAGACAAACGGUGAUCAACUGCUGGCGCAUGCCCAAACAGUACAGCCUCCAAGUGCCCAGGCGCUGGAGGCAGAUGAAAGCAUUGAACAUUCAGAUCAUGAGGCUGCUGGCCCGGAACUACCACCCGCGGAAGACGUCGUGCCUGACACGGAGCAAGUGAGCGCACAGCCAUCCGAAUCACCUGCUGUAACUUUGAAUCCACCUACAGAGGCCCCCAAGCAGGCCGUCGACGAAGAUGAAUGGGCCGCCUUCGAACGGGAUGUAGUGGCCCCAACUCGAGUCUCACAGGCGCCCGCUGCGCUUGCCGCGUCAGCCACUAUAACGGCGGCUCCCAUCACAACCGAACAGCUUGCUGCGCAGCAAGAGCGAGACAACCAAACGGCCGCCCGGUCUCGCGAAGCCGAGGCUGAAGGGGAACGUGAAGAUGCCGCACGAUUCAUGGAGGAUGAAUUUGAUGAAAUGGAUCAACUAGAGGAGCGUGUCAGACGAUUGAAACACAUGCGGGAGGAGUUGAGGAAGAAGCGAGCCGUGGACGGUACAGAUACCAACCAGAUGGACUUGUCUACUUCCACCGGGGAGCUUCAGGAGGAUCAAACCAAGAAGAAUGACAGCGAGGACGAAGAGGAAGAUGAUGAUGACGACGAUGACGAUGAUGACGAAUGGGAUAAUUGGAGAUUUAGGUAA
Messenger RNA from Aspergillus melleus, 825 nucleotides. RefSeq lists its product as uncharacterized. Bases 1 to 825 code for a protein of 274 amino acids. The record is from RefSeq and is a predicted model, not a curated record. Lineage: Eukaryota; Fungi; Ascomycota; Eurotiomycetes; Eurotiales; Aspergillaceae. The transcript has a single exon.